AAUGAUCCCGUCAGAUUGCUGUUUAUUAAUGCAUCAUGAGAUCUGUGUGCACCUGUUUCACUUUUGUUUAAAAGUAGAGAGCAGUGUUACAGCAAGUGAACCAGGGUGUCAGCAUUGUGGGAGGGGACGUAACACAGUGAGGAAAGCUUCAGAAACAAUUUCCUCAACACAGACAAGAACAUAAUUCCCUUACCUAUGAGCCAGGUAGUUUGCAAGAGAGACUGAGAAGGAUAUGCAUGAAGUCUGGGACCUGAGUAUGCCAGAUUGGGCAUGCUUACUCCUGAUAGAUAAAAUAAUCGAUUGAUAUACGAGUGUCUUAGAUCACUUUGAGAGGCAGUUCUGGCACCGGAGAAUGUAGAAAAAUGUUUUACAAGGACAGCGUGAAGCGGACAAAAUCUGGAGCAAAGAAGGAUUUUAUGCUGUUGUCAUUUUUCUCAGCAUCUUUGUUAUUAUAGUAACAUGUUUGAUGAUUCUCUACAGAUUAAAAGAAAAGUUUCAGCUUUCCUUGAGACAAGAUAAAGAGAAAAAUCAGGAGAUCCACUUAUCACCCAUUGCGUUACAGCCCACACAGUCCGAGGCAAAGACAGUGAACAGCAUGGUCCAGCCUGAGCAGGCUCCAAGGGUGCUGAAUGUUGUCGUGGACCCUCAAGGCCGAUGCACUCCUGAGAUCAAAGCUGCCACCUCUGCAUGUCCUUCCCCUUUCAAGAUGAAGCCCAUAGGCCUUCAGGAGAGGCGAGGUUCCAAUGUGUCCCUUACAUUGGACAUGAGUAGCUUGGGGAAUGUUGAACCCUUUGUGGCUAUACCAACCCCACGGGAGAAGGUAGCAAUGGAGUAUCUGCAGUCAGCCAGCCGAAUUCUCACAAGGUCACAGCUGAGAGACGUCGUGGCAAGUUCACAUUUACUCCAGAGCGAAUUCAUGGAAAUACCGAUGAACUUUGUGGAUCCCAAAGAAAUUGACAUUCCAAGGCAUGGAACUAAAAAUCGCUAUAAGACUAUUUUGCCAAAUCCCCUCAGCCGAGUGUGUUUAAGACCAAAAAAUGUAACUGAUUCUUUGAGCACCUACAUUAAUGCUAAUUAUAUUAGGGGCUACAGUGGUGAGGAGAAAGCAUUCAUUGCUACUCAGGGCCCCAUGAUCAACACCGUGAAUGAUUUCUGGCAGAUGGUUUGGCAGGAAGACAGCCCUGUGAUUGUUAUGAUUACAAAACUCAAAGAAAAAAACGAGAAAUGUGUGCUAUACUGGCCUGAAAAGAGAGGAAUAUAUGGGAAAGUUGAGGUUCUUGUUAUCAGUGUGAAAGAAUGUGAUAACUAUACAGUUCGAAACUUGGUCUUAAAGCAAGGAAGUCACACCCAGCAUGUGAAGCAUUACUGGUACACCUCAUGGCCUGAUCACAAGACUCCUGACAGCGCGCAGCCUCUUCUACAGCUCAUGCUGGAUGUAGAAGAAGACAGACUUGCUUCUGUGGGCCGAGGGCCUGUGGUUGUCCACUGCAGUGCGGGGAUAGGUAGAACCGGAUGUUUUAUUGCUACAUCCAUUGGCUGUCGACAGUUGAAAGAAGAAGGAGUUGUUGAUACACUAAGCAUCGUCUGCCAGCUUCGUGUAGACAGGGAUCUAAAAGAAAGAAUGCACGUACCAUCAAUUUCUGAGGCUAAUAUGGUGCCUCAAAAAUAUUCUUUUCUUAAAAUUUCUACCUAUUGGUAUAAUUUUUACCAGCCCUCACCUGACAUUUAUCCGUAUCUCUCUGCAUUCCCAAACAAUCACAAAGACCCCCUAAUUAAUGAAUUUCAAAGAUCUCAUUUGAAGAUUAAGAAUUCAACAUUUUGCUUUACUUAUUUUGAAGACAUUAGUAGAUAAAGCCCUAGAAACUGGUAUGGAUUUGCUUGAUGUUACAGUUCCUGAGAUCGUAAGAGGUCCUCUUCAUAAAAGAGAUUGUACCAACUGAAUUUCCUGUGAGGUUGCCAAACAACCUUUUCUUUCUCAGCUUUCCUUCUUCUCAGCUUAGAGUUAAUUGAGUGUUAACCUGGGCAUUCAGAAGAAAACUGGCUAAUUAAAAAAAAAAAAAAUGGACCUCAGGAUAUGCUAGGGUUGUCACCGAAUUACAUUUCAUCUAUGCUGGUUUUUAUGCCCUAUAAUCCUUUGGGACACAUCUAUUUCAGAGAAAGUGUCUGUGUUCUGAAUGUUGCUGUUACGCUACCAUCGAGUUGACUCCGACUGAUGGCAACCUUACGUGCUACAGAACAAAACAUUGCCUGGUCCUGCAUCAUCAUCACAAUCACCAGCAUGUUCCAGGCCAUCAUUUAGACUAUUGUGCCAAUCCAUCUCACUGAAGGUCUCUUAUGCCCUCAUUGGCCCUAUACUUCACCAAACAUGAUGUCCUCCUCUAGCAAUUGUUGCCUCUUAAUGGCAUGUCCAAAGUAAGCAAGUUAGUAUUCUGUCAUGAUCCAUAAGGUUUUCAUUGGCUAAUUUUAAACUCUGGUGGCAUAAUGAUUAAGUGCUACAGCUGCGAACCAAAGGGUCUGCAGUUUGAAUCUGCCAGGUGCUCCUUGGAAACUCUGUGGGGUAGUUCUACUCUGUCCUAUAGGGUCGCUAUGAGUCAGAAUCAACUUGAAGGCACUGGGUGGGUUUUUUGGGAAUUUUUAGAAAUAAGUCACUGGGCCUUUCUUCCUUGUUUUAGUCUGAAAACUCCACUGAAACCUGUCCACUGUGGGUGACCCUACUGGUAUUUGAAAUACCGGUGCCUGAGCUUCCAGUAUGGUAUAUAACACACAAGCCACCACAGUACAAGGAACUGACAGGUGGAUGUUCUAAAUACCAAGUUAGAAUUAGUCAAAAUAUUUAUGUCCAAUUCUGCCUCACUGAUCUGACAUCUGUGUAAAGAUAUGGGGAAAGCCUUUGUAGGAGGGACCCAGACACAUAUCACAGCUGGACCCAAAUUAUAGAAACAGACAUUAGUCACACUCAACUCAUGCCCAAACUCUCGGCACUUUACCCAUGAGGCCUAUUAACGUCCACACUUUUGUUCUAAAUUUACUGCACCAAACUUUACCAGAAGAAUUCCAGAUUUGAAAAUAAUAAAAAGCAAAGGAGCUUAAGUUCCAUUGUUAGACCAGAAGUGAGUCACUGCUGCAGAAUUUCUUCUGUCUACUGAUUAGGCCGGAUACACACUGGGCGGUGCGGCAGGAAAGGCUGUUGCUCUCUGUUUGUGUGAGUUAAUAGUCACAAAAGGUCACAAUUUUAACAUGUUAACAACCAAAUCUGUCUCUUGGGCACCUGGAGGGGUUUUUUCUACAUACUCUUCCAGAAGCAAAGGGAAAAGCUACAUUUUUUUUUUUUUUUUUUUGCCUUCCUAACCUGAGUUUACCCCCAGUUGACAUAGCUACGUGCUUCCCUGCAUGGAGAUUGAGACUACCCUGAUUUUUGUGUCUGGCAGGGCUAAAGGGAUAUGAGCUAUCUGACAUUUCUGGAAGGGUAGCAUCUCUGAAUCCUCUCUGGCCUAGCCAAACCCAGUGUUCAUAUUCUGUAGCCAUGUAGCCACUUUUACAAAAAAAAGAAAAAAAAAACUUUCUUCCAGAUUAUGAAAUGGAGCAUAAUCAGGGUGACCAAAUAAUUUAUCAUCUAAACCAAGACAUUUCUGAGGGUGAAAGGCAGCCCUUUUAAUUACACCAGGGCAGCAGGUCUGUUCUAAGCAAACCACAAUGCAUGAUCACCAUAGGCAGUGUUAACUAAGCAGUUAGCAAAAGGAUAAGAAAAAGAAUAUGCAGCAUUUAUUUAGUACUCACUGGAGUCUCUGGGUGUUGCAAACAGUUAAGCACUCAGCUACUAACUGAAAGGUUGGCUGUUCAAACCCUCCACCCAGAGGAUUCUCAGAAGAAAGUCCUGAUGAUUUCUUUCCAAAAGGCCACAGCCAUGAAAACCCUGUUCUGUUGUGCAUGGAUGGGGUCACCAUGAGUCAGGAGCCAACUCAGUGGCAGCUAACGGCAGCAACAAAGAUCAACAGAGUCUUCUAUAUAUCCGUAUAGGCAACUGGAAGUUUAUUGAAUAUUUUCAAAGAUGAGAGUGAAGAAUCAUCCCUGAAUUGGAACCAGCCUCCACUGAAUGCAUCUAGGAUGCCCUUUGUCUUCUUUUAGCUCAGCAUUUAUGUGUUUUCACAUGAUGCAAAAAAUAGGAUAGUCUGGGUAACAUACUUGACAAGUAUUUACCUAGGACUACUAAAUGCUUUUUAUUGCUGCAAAUAUGAGAAGACAGAGACAUUAUGCCUGCCUCAGAGAACCUAC
Molecule: messenger RNA, 4272 nt
Organism: Loxodonta africana (African savanna elephant)
Lineage: Eukaryota; Metazoa; Chordata; Mammalia; Proboscidea; Elephantidae
Gene: PTPRR
Product: protein tyrosine phosphatase receptor type R
Exons: 11
Coding region: 467-1852 (461 amino acids)
Biological process (GO): peptidyl-tyrosine dephosphorylation; signal transduction
Cellular component (GO): cytosol; plasma membrane; cell junction
Molecular function (GO): protein tyrosine phosphatase activity; protein kinase binding
Source: RefSeq, a predicted model, not a curated record